This is a messenger RNA of Cynara cardunculus var. scolymus (artichoke), 1674 nucleotides long. RefSeq names its product 4-hydroxybenzoate polyprenyltransferase, mitochondrial. Gene Ontology annotation, cellular component: mitochondrial inner membrane. Gene Ontology annotation, biological process: ubiquinone biosynthetic process. Bases 177 to 1403 code for a protein of 408 amino acids. The record is from RefSeq and is a predicted model, not a curated record. Gene Ontology annotation, molecular function: prenyltransferase activity. NCBI's taxonomy places the organism in Eukaryota, Viridiplantae, Streptophyta, Magnoliopsida, Asterales, Asteraceae. The transcript has 8 exons.
GGAUGCUCUAAACUGCAGUUUAAGCUCGUGCAACUAUUGUACUUCACUGACGGCGCCGCCGGUCUAGGUUUCCGGCGAAUGAGGGAGUGUUAUUUUCUUCAAUCCGUCGAUCUUUGAUACAAAUUAUGCAAAGCUCUGAAUUUUAAUCUCUUGUGUUUUGAAAUCCCUAGCUGACAAUGGCGUUAUUAUUCCGUUUAUCUCGAUCUUCUCGUAAUCUUCAACCCCUUCAUCAUCAUCUCUCACUCGCACUUUCUCAAUCCAUUAAUCCUCAUCUAACAAACUCACCACCUCCCAAACCUAGUUCAAACCACUAUUACUAUGACAAUUUUUCCGAUUCCAACAGGCGGAAUCACGAAUUGUACAUUCCCAGUUUCGAUGAUUCCAAGUUCAAUUACUUUCAUUUGAUCAGAUUAGGUCAGAGUUCUGGCAUUUCUACGUCUUCACAUAGUUUAAGGGAUGAAGAAAAGGAAAAACGUGACGAGAGUAACAAUUUGGAGUUGAAGAACAAGGGUUCCGUUUCUUGGAUUGAUUUGUAUUUGCCUGAAAAGAUACGGCCGUAUGCACAUCUUGCUCGGCUGGAUAAGCCUAUUGGGACUUGGUUACUUGCUUGGCCAUGUAUGUGGUCAAUCACGUUAGCAGCAUCCCCUGGACACCUUCCUGAUUUGAAGAUGUUGACACUAUUUGGUUGCGGAGCCUUUCUAUUAAGGGGUGCAGGAUGUACUAUCAAUGAUCUACUUGACCGGGAUAUUGAUACAAAGGUGGAACGAACGAGGUCCAGACCAGUUGCAAGCGGUGCCUUGACCCCAUUUCAGGGGGUUGGCUUUCUUGGUUUGCAAUUGCUUUUGGGUCUUGGCAUCCUUCUCCAGCUUAACAACUAUAGCCGCAUAUUGGGGGCUUCUUCGUUGCUACUCGUCUUUUCGUAUCCCCUUAUGAAAAGGAUUACGUUUUGGCCUCAAGCCUAUCUUGGUUUAACUUUCAACUGGGGAGCCUUAUUGGGAUGGUCUGCCAUUAGAGGAAGCCUUGAUCCUGCUGUUGUGUUGCCGCUUUAUCUUUCUGGAGUAUGUUGGACACUUGUUUACGAUACAAUAUAUGCCCAUCAGGAUAAAGAAGAUGAUAAGAUAGUGGGAGUUAAGUCUACGGCCUUGAGAUUCGGGGAUUCCACAAAGAAGUGGGUCAGCGGAUUUGGAAUCGCUUGCAUUAGUGGUCUUGCGCUCAGCGGCUUCAAUGCAAAUAUCGGAUGGCCGUAUUAUGUGUUUUUAGCAGGAGCAUCCGGGCAGUUAGCGUGGCAAAUUUGGACGGUAGACAUAUCUUCUGGAGCUGAUUGCAGUAGAAAAUUUGUGUCGAACAAGUGGUUUGGAGCUAUUGUGUUUGGUGGCAUUCUAAUAGGCAGAUUAUCGUCAUAAUCGGAAGUUCUUCGUUAUUGGGAUUCUUGUGAGUACGAUAUAUUUGAGCCCAUUAGAAAUUUUUGAAAAUGUGUAUCGUAUAUAUGCUUUUUUGUUCAAAAAAUGUCCAUGGACUUAUUUGCUCAGAAUUUGAAAGUCCAUUGAGUUUUUGACGAUUUUUCCCAUUAUUAUAGGUCUUAAUGAUGUAUUUAUCAUGUUUCAAAAAGUCUAAAAGGGUGUUUGGUUUGAUGGAAUUGUUUUGAUGGAUUUGGAUUUCGUGAAAAGAUUUGGA